Messenger RNA from Orycteropus afer afer, 5627 nucleotides. RefSeq names its product programmed cell death 11 (gene PDCD11). Gene Ontology annotation, molecular function: protein binding; RNA binding. The record is from RefSeq and is a predicted model, not a curated record. Lineage: Eukaryota; Metazoa; Chordata; Mammalia; Tubulidentata; Orycteropodidae. Gene Ontology annotation, biological process: rRNA processing. Gene Ontology annotation, cellular component: nucleus; small-subunit processome; nucleolus.
CAACCAUGACAACCCUGGAAGAAAAUUUCCCCCGAGGGGGUACAAGAAAGGCUCACAAAUCAGAGAAAGCUUUCCAGCAGUCAGUUGAACAAGAUAACUUAUUUGAUAUUUCUACUGAAGAAGAAUCCAUCAAACGGAAAAAGAGCCAAAAAGGGCCAGCAAAAACAAAAAAGUUGAAAAUUGAAAAGAAAGAAGACAUCAAGCCUGUAAAAGAGAAAUUUGAAAUACUUAGAGUUGAGUCUCUGUGUGAGGGGAUGCGGCUUUUGGGUUGUGUGAAAGAGGUAAAUGACCUGGAACUGGUGAUUAGUCUCCCCAAUGGCCUCCAGGGCUUUGUGCAAGCGACUGAAAUCUGUGAUGCCUACACUAAAAUGCUGAACGAGCAAGUGGCUCAAGAAGAACCUCUAAAGGACCUGGUCCGUUUGCCUGAGCUUUUCUCACCUGGUAUGCUCGUGAGAUGUGUUAUAAGCAGUGUGGGUGUCACAGAGAAGGGCAAAAAGAGUGUCAAGCUGUCUCUGAACCCCAGGAAUGUCAACAGAGUGCUGAGUGCUGAGGCCCUGAAGCCUGGCAUGCACCUCACAGGCACUGUGUCUAGCCUGGAAGACCAUGGCUACCUAGUGGAUAUUGGUGUUAGUGGGAACAGAGCUUUCCUGCCACUGCAGAAGGCCCAGGAGGACAGCCGACAGAAGAACAAAGGUGCUAAACUGAAGGUGGGUCAGUACCUGAACUGCAUCAUUGAAGAGGUGAAAGGCAGUGGAGGAGUUGUUCAUCUGUCUGUUGGUCAUUCAGAGGUUUCUACUGCCAUUGCUACUGAGGAGCAAAACUGGACCCUUCAUAACUUGCUACCAGGGCUGGUGGUCAAAAGCCAAGUGCAGAAGGUGACUCCCCUUGGUCUUACGGUAAACUUCCUCUCAUUCUUCACGGGUCUAGUUGACUUCAUGCACCUGGAGCCCAAGAAGACUGGAACAUAUUUCUCAAACCAAGCGGUAAAGGCCUGCAUCCUCUGCAUCCAUCCUCAGACCAGAGUUGUGCGACUAAGCCUGCGCCCUGUCUUCCUGCAGCCUGGGCGCUCACUCACCCGGCUCUCCUGCCAGCACCUUGGAGCUGUGCUGGAUGACGUUCCUGUCCAUGGCUUUUUCAGCAAGGCUGGGGCCACUUUCAAACUGAAGGAUGGGGCUCUUGCCUUUGCCCGGUUCAGCCAUCUCUCUGAUUCUAAGAACAUCUUCAAACCUGAGAUCUUUAAGCCUGGAAACACUCAUAAGUGUAGAAUCAUCGACUACAGCCCAAUGGAUGAAUUGGCUUUGCUUUCUCUGCGGACAUCCAUCAUUCAAGCCCAGUACCUUAGAUAUUAUGACAUCAAACCAGGGGCAGUGGUAAAGGGCACAGUGCUGACCAUAAAGCCAUAUGGGAUGCUGGUGAAGGUGGGCGAGCGAAUCAGGGGCCUGGUACCUCCCAUGCACCUGGCCGACAUCCUGAUGAAGAAUCCAGAAAAGAAGUACCACAUUGGUGAUGAGGUCAAGUGUCGGGUUUUGUUGUGUGACCCUGAAGCCAAGAAAUUAAUGAUGACCCUGAAGAAAACGCUGGUUGAAUCCAAACUCCCUGCCAUUACCUGCUAUGCUGAUGCCAAACCCAGUCUGCAGACACAUGGCUUCAUCUUCAGGGUUAAGGACUGUGGCUGUAUUGUGAAGUUCUACAACGAUGUGCAGGGUCUCGUGCCCAAGCAUGAGCUGAGUGCUGAGUAUAUCCCUGCCCCGGAGACCGUCUUUUACCCUGGCCAGGUGGUGAAGGUUGCAGUGCUGAACUGUGAGCCAACCAAAGAGAGAAUGCUCUUAUCCUUCAAGCUGUUGAGUGAUCCGGAAGCAAAGAAGGAACAUGAGGGAGGGAGUCAGAAGAAAAGAAGAGCUGUUCAUGUUGGGCAGUUGGUAGAUGUGAAGGUUGUGGAGAAGACCAAAGAAGGGCUGGAGGUGACUGUCCUUCCCCACAACAUCCCUGCUCUCCUCCCUGUGCCUCACUUGUCAGACCAUGUUGCCAACGGCCCGCUGCUGUAUCACUGGCUUCAGGCUGGUGACACCCUCCAUAGGGUCCUGUGUCUGCAGAGCGAGGGGCGUGUUGUCCUUUGUAGGAAGCCAGCCUUGGUCUCUGCAGUAGAAGGUGGCCAGGAUCCCAAGAGCUUCUCAGAAAUCCAUCCUGGAAUGCUUCUCAUUGGGUUUGUGAAGAGCAUCAAGGACUACGGAGUGUUCGUCCAGUUCCCCUCCGGUCUUAGUGGAUUGGCCCCCAAAGCUGUCGUGAGUGACAAAUUUGUGACCUCCACAAGUGACCAUUUUGUGGAGGGGCAGACUGUAGUUGCAAAGGUGACGAACGUGGAUGAGGAGAAGCAGCGGAUGCUGCUGUCGUUGCGGCUGUCGGACUGCACCCUCGGGGAUGUGGCCACCACCAGCCUCCUCCUCCUGAGCCAGGGCCUGGAGGAGCUGCAGGGCGUGCGCAGCCUCAUGAGGAACCGAGACUCUGUGUUGAUCCAGACACUAGCUGAGAUGACCCCAGGAAUGGUCCUUGACCUAGAGGUGCAAGAGGUGUUGGAAGAUGGCUCUGUGGUGUUCAGUGGGGGCCCAGUGCCAGGCCUGGUCCUGAAAGCCAGCAGAUAUCAUCGGGCAGGGCAGGAGGUGGAGUCUGGGCAGAGAAAGAAGGCUGUCGUCUUAAAUGUUGACAUGUUAGAGUUGGAAGUGCACGUUUCCCUUUGCCAGGACUUGGUGAAUAAAAAACUUAAAAAGCUGAAGAAAGGCAGUGAGCACCAAGCAACUGUGCAGCACUUGGAGGAGUCCUUUGCCAUUGCCUCCUUGGUAGAGACUGGCCACCUGGCAGUUUUCUCCCUGACCUCUCACCUCAACGACACCUUCCGCUUUGAGUCAGAGAAGUUACAGGUGGGACAAGGUGUCUCCUUAACCCUCAGAACCACACAACCAGGAGUGACUGGUCUUCUUUUGGCUGUUGAGGGUCCAGCUGCUAAGAGGACCAUGAGACAGACCCGGAAAGAGUCUGAGACAGUGGAUGAAGAUGAGGAAACGGAUCCAACUCUGGUUGUAGGGACUGUAAAGAAGCACACCCUCUCCAUUGGGGACAUGGUCACAGGAACUGUCAAGUCCAUUAAGGCCACCCAUGUGGUUGUGACCCUGGAAGAUGGUGUCAUUGGCUGUAUCCAUGCCUCUCACAUUCUAGAUGAUGUUCCAGUGGGGACCUCUCCUACUAGCAAGCUGAAAAUUGGGAAGACAGUCACUGCCCGGGUGAUUGGUGGGCGAGACGUGAAGACAUUCAAGUUUCUCCCAAUAAGUCACCCCAGAUUUAUUCGAACCAUCCCAGAACUGAGUGUUCGACCAAGUGAACUGGAGAAGGAUGGCCACACUGCUCUCAACACUCACUCUGUUAGUCCCUCGGAGAAGAUUAAACAGUACCAGGUUGGCCAGACCGUGACUUGCUUUCUGAAGAGGUACAACGUGGUUAAGAAAUGGCUUGAAGUAGAGAUUGCUCCAGACAUCCGAGGGAGAAUUCCCUUGUUGCUCACUUCUCUUAGCUUCAAGGUUCUGAAACAUCCAGAUAAGAAGUUCCGGAUUGGCCAGGCCCUAAAGGCCACUGUGGUUGGGCCAGACUCCUCCAAGGCCUUCUUGUGUCUAUCACUCAUAGGUCCUCACAAGCUUGAGAAAGGGGAAGUGGCCAUGGGCCGAGUGUUAAAGGUGACUCCCAAUGAGGGGCUGACUGUCUCCUUUCCUUUUGGGAAGUUUGGAAGAGUCAGUAUAUUUCACUUGAGUGACUCUUACUCUGAGAAGCCCCUGGAAGACUUUGUCCCCCAAAAGAUUGUCAGGUGCUGUGUCCUGUCCACUGCAGACCACAUGUUGACUUUGUCUCUGCGAUCGUCCAGAACCAACCCAGAGACGAAAAGCAAAAUAGAAGAUCCUGAGAUUAACUCCAUGCAGGACAUUAAGGAGGGGCAGCUCCUGCGGGGCUACGUGAAGGCCGUCGAGCCGCGUGGUGUGCUCCUCAGUCUUGGCCCCUCAGUGGUGGGUGUGGCCCAGUACUCCUAUGUCUCCCGGCACAGCCCAUCUGAGAGAGCCCUUUACAGCACGUAUCUCCCUGAAGGGAAGCUGCUCACAGCCAAGAUCCUCAGCCUGAACUACAAGAGGAAACUCGUGGCACUGUCGUUCCUCUCCAGCGACACUGGGAAGCCAGACGUGCUUCCUGCCUCCAUAGGACGGCCACAUCUAGAGCAGGAGGAGAGGGAAACAGAGGCAGAGAGGGUGGACCAAAGAAGGAAUGAGGAGAAGAAGAACCAGAAAAGGAAAGAGAAGAAGAACCAGAAAGGGCCAGAGGACGCGAAGCGGCCCAGCAAGGAGAAGCGUGAGCCCCGGCAGCCGCAAGUGAAGAAGCAGGGCAAGCGGGGCCGCCGUGAGUCUGGAAGCGAGCAGGAGAGAGUGAACAAGAAGCAGAAGAAAGCUGGUCCAUCCGAGGAGGACGACAGUGGUGUUGAAGUGUAUUACCGGGAAGGAGAGGAGGAGAUAGAAGAGAUGACUGCGCUGGCCAAGAAGAAGCUGACCAAGCCAGCAGAUGCGCCCCGGCUGCAGCUGUCUUCAGGCUUCAUGUGGGACGUGGGGCUAGACUCCCUCACCCCAGCCCUGCCACCUCGAGGAGAGAGCUCAGACAGCGAGGAGGACGACACGCCACAUGAAGCCACGAAGAAGAAAAGCAAGAAGGAAAGGGCGUUGGAGAAGCAGAAGGCAGAGAAACAGCUGUCCUGCAUUGAGGAGGCCCUGAGGGACCCUGGGCGGCAGCCAGAGUCAGCGGAUGAUUUUGACCGACUGGUGCUCAGCUCCCCCAGCAGCUCCAUCCUGUGGCUGCAGUACAUGGCCUUCCACCUACAGGCCACAGAGAUCGAGAAGGCCCGUGCCGUGGCUGAGCGGGCUCUCAAGACCAUUUCCUUCAGAGAGGAGCAGGAGAAGCUGAACGUGUGGGUGGCACUGCUGAACCUAGAGAACAUGUACGGCUCUCAGGAGUCACUGACCAAGGUCUUCGAGCGAGCAGUGCAGUACAAUGAGCCUCUGAAGGUCUUUCUGCACCUGGCUGACAUCUACACCAAGUCAGAGAAAUUCCAGGAAGCAGGAGAGCUCUACAACCGAAUGCUGAAGCGUUUCCGCUUGGAGAAAGCUGUCUGGAUCAAAUACGGCUCUUUCCUUCUGCGGAGGGGCCAGGCUGGUGCCAGUCACCGUGCGCUGCAGCGAGCCCUUGAGUGCCUGCCUAAGAAGGAGCACGUGGAUGUGAUUGCCAAGUUUGCCCAGCUCGAGUUCCAGCUGGGAGAUGCGGAGCGGGCCAGAGCCAUCUUCGAGAACACACUGAGUACCUACCCAAAGCGCACGGAUGUGUGGUCGGUGUACAUUGACAUGACCAUCAAGCAUGGCAGCCAGAAGGAAGUCCGGGACAUUUUUGAGCGAGUCAUUCACCUGAGCCUGGCCCCUAAGAAAAUGAAAUUCUUCUUCAAGCGCUACCUGGACUACGAGAAGCAGCACGGCACAGAGAAGGACGUGCAGGCAGUGAAGGCGAAGGCCCUGGAAUACGUGGAGGCUAAGAGCUCAGUGUUGGAGGACUAG